Diorhabda sublineata is the source of this 2004-nucleotide messenger RNA. RefSeq lists its product as uncharacterized. NCBI's taxonomy places the organism in Eukaryota, Metazoa, Arthropoda, Insecta, Coleoptera, Chrysomelidae. The coding region runs from base 1 to 2004 and encodes 667 amino acids. The record is from RefSeq and is a predicted model, not a curated record. The transcript is spliced from 5 exons.
AUGAUGAGUAGAUCGAAGAGGCUAGUGGAAAUGGCAUUAAAGCAACAUGAAAAAGAGAAAACUGAGGAGAAAACGUCAGUAGAUGAAGAUUUGCCAAUUCCAUCCACUUCGCGUGUUUUGCCUUUACCUUGUUCUAGAGAAUCGUCACCUAUUCCUUCCUUCGGUUCGGAUCUGGAAAAUGCUUUCAGCUCAGAUGAUAGUGUUUUUGAUAAGGAUUACCAACCUCCAUCGGAUAAUUUGAGUGAUUUGGAAACAAGUGCUACAGAAAAUAUUAAUGAAUUACCACAGGAAAUAAUAUCAAACAAAGAAACUACUUCUCCGUCUAAACAGGCAACACCGAAGAAAAGGAAGGUAUCAGACCCUACUCUCUGGAAAAGAAGUGUUGAAAAAGCGAAUCGACUCAAGGGAAAAUCUUAUAAAACAACUACUGGUAAAAAUAUUCCUGCUAGACCUAUUAUAGCUCCUCGUUGCUUGAAUCUUCCUAAACACAAGUGUAAAGAUUUAAUUCCUGAAGAUGGCAGGUUACAAAUUUAUAAAACAUUUCACGGGUUAGAUACUUUAUACCAGCAACGUGAAUUUAUUGUAAAACAUGUGACUGUCAAUCUUCCAAAAAGAAAAACAACGAAUCAUGAGUCUCGAAGGAAAGCAACAAAGAGUUACUCUCUAACAUACAAAGGGGAGAAACAUAACGUCUGCAGGAAUUAUUUUUUAGAUACUCUAAAUAUUCCAGAAGCUACUAUUAGGGGUGCUUUAGCUAAGGUUAGUGAAACAGGCCAAAUGCUACCUGAUAUGAGAGGAAAGAAGGCACCACCACAAAAAACAGAUGAGAAUUCAGAGAAAUUUUUUAGGCAUCAUAUUCUUUCCUUUCCUUCUGUGGAAUUCCAUUACUGCCGUAAAAAAUCAGAAUAUAAAUAUCUUGAUUCUUCAUUAACAAUUAAAACUAUGUAUAAAUUAUAUAAACUGGAGUGUGAGAAAAUUUCUAGUAAGCCCGUGUGUUUUGAAAAGUACAGGAGGGUGUUUAGAGAAUACAAGUUAACAUUCCAUAAACCAAAAAAAGAUUUUUGUAAAACCUGUGAGGUUCAUAAAAAUACAGAGGGAAAUGAUGACCAAAACAAUAGUCAUGGUGAUUAUUUAAAACGCAAGGAAGCUGCACGUCAAUGCAGGGACGAGGAUAAAGAAACAGCAAGGCGUCAACGUCUGUUUUGGCGUUUAACUUUGACUUACAGAAAUUCUGAUGCUAUCUGUUACCUUUGGGAUGAAACUGAAGGAAAGCGGGGAAGUGUGGAAAUUUCUACUUGUAUUUACAAUUUUAUAAUGAAUAAACCAGAAAUAAGGCAUGUUCGAAUGAUGUCAGAUAAUUGUGCAGGGCAGCAAAAGAACGUAACUUUUUCUAUAAUGUGUCUCCAUUUAUUAAAAGUACACCCUGUUCUUGAGGUGAUAGAUCACAAGUUUUUCGAAUCUGGACACACCCAAAUGGAAUGCGACUCCAUUCACGGUAAGAUAGAGCAGAAAUCGAAAAAUAUUCCUAUAUACACCCCAGAAGGCUGGGCACAAGUGAUAAGAACAGCACGAUCAAAUCCAAGACCUUAUGACGUCACGUAUCUUUUACACGAUAAUUUCAUAGAUUUUAACCAAUCUAAAAAAUCUGUUUUCCAAGACGAGUCAGGUCAGAAACUUAAGUUUCGCAAUGCAGUGUGGCUGCAUUAUGAAAAAUCGGCUCCAGAGACAUUUUUUUUAAAAAAUAGUUACAACGAUACGUCAUACACUAAAUGUACUUUGAAGAAGCUACGAGGGCGUCCUGUAAUAAUAUCAGAGCCUGCAAAACUGUAUUCUUCUCGAAUUCCGAUUUCGAAUGCAAAAAAGAAAGACUUAAAAAAACUUUGUGAUGAAUUAGUGAUACCCAAAGUUAAUCACGAUUACUAUGAUAAUUUACCUACAAAUAAAUUGGCAAGAGACAACUUGCCAGAACCAGAUCAGCUGGAAAAGUCUGAUUAUUCUGAAUAA